CACAAUCAGCGCGUCGGCGGUACAUCUCCACAUCACCGUGUCUGAUAGUCACUUCACUUCACCUGCUAAAGGUCAUACUAUCGGCAACUCUGGAACCGUUGAUUUUUUGGUAUUUCCGCUAUAGUUUUUAAUUGGUUUUUAAUUUAUUUCAGUUAGUUUAUCGAGUUAAAAAAAGACGAGAACUUCCCCCAAUGAGUAGCAAUUGUGAAAACGGUGCUGUCGGCUUCGCUGCUGGAGGCGGCCAGGACGAACUGGACUUUGCUUUCCCUCUGUUUCUUUACGGACAAACUGGAAAUGACAUUCCACAUGAUGACCCAGAUGACCUCGAUGCUCUGUCAAAUCUUGACGCUAAUCCAACCUCAUCCAAUAGCGACCAGGCCCACGCUCCAUACAACGAUCUUUCUGUCCAUCAACCUGACUAUAAUCCACCUUCUGAAGACCUCCUCACCUGUCAUCACCCUGAUCUGCGAGAUCUUCUCAGUCACUCUCUCUCAGCCCAGGCUAGCCCCCGUAUUGAAAUCACCUGCUCAGAGCUACACCAGCAGCAGCGCGAGCACGUACAAACGGCACCAGUGGAUAUCAGUCGGCGUCUAGCUGUGCCACCGUACCAGAACCUGCUCUACAGGGAGAACCUGAGCCCGGCAAGUAGCACGUCCUCCAGCUGGCACUCGGAGGUGUAUUCACCCCAGCCCUCACCUUGUGUUUCUCCUAGUGCUUCAGGCGGUGGAUGUUUAGCUGCAAUGACAGUGGCUGACUUGUGCCCAAGGCUUCAGGCAAUCCAUGCAUCCGGUUCGCCCCGCACUUCUCCGACUACAUCGCCACGCACCAGCAUCACAGAGGAGACUUUCCUGAACUGCAGGCCUUCGUCUUCAUCCUCUUCGCGCCCAGGUUCACGGUCCACUUCUCCUCAGGGAAAACGCACUUAUGAGCAAUACCAGCACCCUGCCCUGGUGGUCCCACGCUCCCGAAGCCCUUCCCCUCAUGCAGUGCGAGAGGAGUUUGUCGAACCUUGUAGACCAACAGCUAACCUGGAUGAAUUUGUAGACAGUCUCAACAGGCCCCUGGCUAAACCAGUGCCCACCAAGAUUGGACGGCCUAAUCAGGAGUACCCGAUCUACAGCCAAACAGAGCAUUUUCCUGAAGUGAAGAGGGAACCUAUAAUGGAACCACUCUUUGUCUUGCCAUCCAUUGGUUGGUCCAAUCAGAUGCCCACAGCCAUGUGCAGCAUGUCACUGACAUCACUGCCUGCUCUGGAGUGGACACUUCCCAGCAGCACAGACCAAUACGAGCUGAAUAUAGAGGUUCAACCCAGACAGCACCACAGAGCCCACUAUGAGACUGAAGGAAGCAGAGGAGCUGUUAAAGCAGUAUCAGGGGGACAUCCUGUGGUUCAGUUGCAUGGGUACAGUGGCAGAGAAGCUCUGGCACUGCAGGUCUUCAUUGGAACAGCUGACGAGAGAGCUAUAAGGCCCCAUGCCUUUUACCAGGUCCACCGCAUCACUGGCAAAACCGUCACCACCAACAGCCAUGAGAGAAUGUUAAAUGGAACCAAGGUUCUGGAGCUGCCACUGGAACCUAAAGACAACAUGCGGGCAGUUGUGGACUGUGCUGGAAUACUGAAGCUGAAGAAUGCUGAUAUUGAACUGCGGAAAGGUGAGACAGAUGUGGGGCGGAAAAACACACGUGUUCGGCUGGUCUUUCGUGUCCAUGUGCCGCAGCCAGGAGGCCAGUUGCUUUCUCUCCAAGUGGCCUCGCAUCCCAUUGAGUGCUCUCAGAGAUCUGCACACGAAUCUCCAGCUGUGGAGAGGCAGGAUUUAGACCGCUGCUCGGUGCUGGGUGGACAGCAGAUGAUUCUGACUGGUCAGAAUUUCACCUCUGAGUCCAGAGUGCUGUUUACUGAGAAAACCCAAGAUGGAUUGGAGGUAUGGGAGAUGGAAGCUACAGUCAACAGAGAAAAAAGUCAAACAAACAUGCUGUAUGUGGGUAUUCCUCCAUACCGUGACCCCAACAUCUACCACCCAGCCAAAGUCAACUUUUAUGUACUGAACGGGAAGAGGAAGCGUAGUCAACCACAACAUUUCACCUACGUGCCUCUCCCAGGCCUACUGAUAAAAGCAGAGCCGGUGGAUGAGUAUCAGUAUGGACAGCUUGGCUCCAGUGUCUCCCAGGUAUUAGGUGUCUCUGCACAGCUGUGCCAUCACACUGCCCAGCUGCCAACCAGCUGCUGUGCCAUGCCAUGCCAGGUUUCCCAGAGGACCAACAGCCCUACCCUGUACCCUCCAGCCUCAGAGUACCAGCUUCAUCAGCCUUCAGCCCUCUACCAGAGCCAGGUGGAAGCCCUGAGCAGCAGCCCUGGUCACUACCAGUCUCCCCUGGAUCACACUGUACCUGGAAUGCAAUCUAUCUGCUCUGCUCAGGCACCUGCCAUAGUGCAGAAUCCAGGUUCUCAUCUCAAGCCCAGCAGUUACCAGCACAUUAUAGCUGGGCACAGCUACCAGGCUGGUGUGUUUUCUAGCCUGGAUGUGGCUAAUCAAAGAAGCUUUGGGCAGAGAGCAGUCACUCCGGUGCAGAGCUACAACCAGAGACAGCCUGUGGAGCAACAGAGAACUAACAGUCCUGUAAGAGUUAAGCAGGAGAAUCUGGACCAAGCCUACCUGGAUGAUGGUGAGGGGGGUAAUUUGUGAAUGAAGUAAUCAGAAAAGAUCUUACUGUCCAUCCCAGUGAUCAGUGAUGGCUAGAUCUGAGAAAAUCAGCCAAAGUCUUUUUCCAAGGGAUGGUCAUAACAUGUGGACAACUCAUCAGUCUUAACAUCUUUUUUUUCCCAUAUCAAAGUGUUUUUAAAGGCGUGGUGAUGAUUAUUAAUUAUACUCAUGGUUUCUGAUGCAUAUUUCUGAUUAUGAAUAUUAAGCCAAUUAGGGUAAGCAUAUUAACUUUAAAUUCAAACUACUGCUUACAAAAUUAUGUUGUCUUAGGACCCACACGAAAGUUAGCAUCUUCAACAAGUUUUAAAUUUGCAUAGCCAGAGAGUGCUUAUUUAAUGUACAUAGUGCAUGGUCAUGAUGAAGUUUUAACUCAAACAGGAACUGUUAAAGGGAAGAACAUGAUUAGACGUAGGAACCCAUGAAGGCCUUCUCAAAAUAAAGUGUCAGUUAAUAAACUUGUUUGUAGCAGGUACUGUAGAUGUAACAGACAUUAGCUAGCCUAAGUACAACAUGGCAAAAUGGGCAGAUACGGUAAAGUUAGCUAGCUACAAGGAUGAUUCGAAAGAUUUUCAACACUGGGUAUAUUAAAACCUCUGUUGGCCGCACUGUCUUUCUUGUCACUGCUUUAUACAUCAGUUCAUAUGUAACUGCGGUGUGAGCAAAAAUGGAUGCCUCGCUUGUGAUUUGCACAAAAGAAGAGCAGCAUGCCAUGAUAAAUUUUUUGUUGUCUGAGGGUGUAUCUAGUGCCGAAAUAACUUACUGAAGACCAUAAACAGAAGCGUGUGGAUGUCUGCAAACAAAAUUUGGACCGAUACUCUAAGGAAGGUGAAGAAAGGACCAGUUUGGUCCCCUCAAAGCAAUCCUACAAGGAUGAAGAUUCACUUCUUAUUAAUUAGUAAAGUCAGCAGUGCAUUCACGGCUCGCAACUCAGCCUAAAGCAUUUUUAAUGAGAGAAUAGGAUAGGAUAGGUUGACAGAUGGACAAAGUGAUUAUAAUAAUUAAUUAAUUAAUAUAUUAGAUAUAAUAUAAUAUUAGAUUAAUUAUAUUGGAUAAUCUAUUUUGGAUUGAAACUCAGUAUCAUUUUACCUCAGUUGGACAUCUUACUUGUUUGAGGCGGAGAAAUUUGACAACUUGUCCUUUUUGUCUGCAAUAGGUGGAAUUUGGCAGUUUGAGAAAUUUGCAAGGUGGUCAGUCUUUCAGUCUGCUGAAGUAUUUGCCACCUAUAUGUGUAAAUAUCCAUAGUCUUUCUUGCUACGUUAUCGUUUCCUACGGCCGCUAACAACAUAUUUUUUUACCCCCAAAAGUUUUUAGACAUUUGUGGAAAACAGCACAGUUAGUUUUCAGGUAUGUGGCCUUCUGCUAGUAUUGAAAUUACAUGAACAGUAUGAGGUAGAAACACUCUACGAUUAAAGCUAGCUACCAGUCAGGAUCAGAAACUCUUGAGAUUUCCUGUUGAUUGUAUGUCAUGUAUGUGUAAUGCAUCCUGUGUGUUGAAUGAAAGUUGAGAAAAGUCAACAAAAUCGAGGUGCAAUACCAUGCGACAGAAAUACUACAAACCAUAUGCUAAAUACCAGUUUUAUGCCAGAAUGCUCUUUUAUUUAGCAGUUCCUGAGUUUCUGUGAUUAUGUUAUUCAGUUUUAAUAAACAAUAAUAAGUUUAGGGACUUUCUAACGUCCAAAAGAAAGUAGAACUAUGAUAUAUCAGCGAGUUAAAAUUGUACCUUGCUAUCUUAUUUCACCAGUUAGGAUGAUUGUCCAUUUUAUGAAUAUAUAUUUAUGAUUGUAUAUUGAAUACA
This is a messenger RNA of Clarias gariepinus (North African catfish), 4497 nucleotides long. RefSeq names its product nuclear factor of activated T-cells, cytoplasmic 2. Gene Ontology annotation, biological process: calcineurin-NFAT signaling cascade; cytokine production; regulation of transcription by RNA polymerase II. Gene Ontology annotation, molecular function: RNA polymerase II cis-regulatory region sequence-specific DNA binding; DNA-binding transcription factor activity, RNA polymerase II-specific; transcription factor binding. Bases 192 to 2684 code for a protein of 830 amino acids. Gene Ontology annotation, cellular component: transcription regulator complex. The transcript has 10 exons. The record is from RefSeq and is a predicted model, not a curated record. NCBI's taxonomy places the organism in Eukaryota, Metazoa, Chordata, Actinopteri, Siluriformes, Clariidae.